Molecule: messenger RNA, 3234 nt
Organism: Ostreobium quekettii
Lineage: Eukaryota; Viridiplantae; Chlorophyta; Ulvophyceae; Bryopsidales; Ostreobiaceae
Source: the annotation of a GenBank genome assembly
AUGUGCCACGGAGAGUACCAUGCUUCUGUAAAUCUACAACCCUACCCAUCUGGACGGAAUCGGGACAUGUUUGUUGCGCCGCCCAUCUCUGAAGGAGGGACAGAGACAGUUGCCGCGCCUCAGCGGCGGCCUGCUCUGGUCUCGUCUUCCACAACAGCACGCAGAGAUGCGGUGCCUCGGGGGGCCCGCAGGGAUGAGCGGGCAGUAUAUUCGAGGCGCUCAGGGGACGUGGCUGGGUUUUUCUUUAAGGACGGGCAGCUCAGCACCAGAGCAACUGCUCCGGGUGGCCUCCUGGCGCAGCUGCAGUCAGGCGAUGAGCCUUGUACAGUAUUGGCAGACUGCCAGGAGCCUGGAGCGGGGGACGUGGUAGUUGAAUGGGGCCUAAUAAGGGACCAUUUGGACAAAAUAAACAGGCUUGGCAGCGCAGAGGUGUCGGUGGAGGCUGCCCCCAAGGCGCUGUUCGACAGGACGACGAGCUCGCCAUGUGGGCAGCUUGCCUUGCUUCGCCGGGGUGCUCAGGGGUUAAUAAGUGGGCAGGCACCCGAAGUGGCAGCAGAUGGCUCUGAGGUGGAAGGCACCUUUGCACCACCUGAUGGGCAUGACACUGUGCCAGCUGACGGCCUCGCUUUGGGUCGUGCUCAGGGCAGCACAGGGCCAGCUCAGGAUGUGUGCCAGAGUCAGCUGUCUACUGCGGCGGGGCAGCCUCACACAAACUGCAGCUUGCAGCCUGACGGCAAGCGGACGGGUGUGUUUGACAUCAAAUGUGAAUCUAGGGCAGACGAGGGCAGCGGCCCUGUGGUAAAGAUGCAGGGCAUGUGCCCAAGCCAGCCAAACGCCUUAUUAGCAGACCCUGUGCUGGCAGCUAAGGGCCAGAAGGAAUGUGAGCCAAUGGGUUCGCAGUGUGGCCAGUUGGGGAUGGGGAACCGAAGAACAGCAGCAGAUGCUGGUGGCGGUAAGGAGACUUAUCCAGGGAAGGCAGGAGAAGUGCAGUCGAUGGUGGAUGAGCUGUUGAGUGCGACAUCGUCUGCUCUUGACACCAACUUGCAGACCUCGGUGGAGCUUUCAUCGCUGAAGUCGAAGUUUCAGUCGCUUUUGGACGACAUCCAUGCGAUGCAAAGCUCUGUUGGGAGCAGGACAGCAGCACCACAGCCACAGGGCGCAGGGUGCAAGGAUGUUGCUGCUUCGCUGCACCCAACACCAGGAAUCGUCAAGGCCUGCAGCAGAGCAAGCAGCCAGGAGAUGGAUGUGGCAAGCGUCUCGUUUGCUGGUGGCGACAGCGACUCUAAUCAAGACCUGUCAGAAGAUUGGGACUCAGAUGUCUUGGAGGCGGCCAGCCACAGCGAUGAUGAUGCCAGUGGCGAGGACAUUUGGUCCGAAUGGUCGUAUGAUGCUGAAGAGGCUGGCGCAGCUCGUACUUCAGCCAUUGCUGCAGCCAUGUGUGCAGGUCUGGAUUUCCAGAGCAGUCCCUCUGUUGGGGGGCCUGGCACUGAUGCUGUUGCAGGCGAUGACCCCAUUCGAGGCCUUGUGUCAGUGAGCUCUGACGAGUCUCUGACCUGCCUGGUCGAGCGAGACGCUGCACUGGUGAGUCUCUACCGUGACGACCCCCAGGCAUGUGCCCUUGCGGGCAGGCAGGAAGCCAACUCUCCCGAUAUGAUGGACUGCAUGCGAUGGUGGUCCCCACUGCUGGGCGCUGAGGAGAUUGGCCAGGGUGAGGAGGAUGGCCAGCAUGACCAACCAGCAUCUGUGUGCGGUGACCACUCUUGCCAGUGUGACGUAAUGGAGGCUGUCAUGGACUACAGGAGCAAGUGUGGUGGACCAGAAGAGGUGGCCAUUGUGACGCCUGCCGUGAGCAAUGCGUUUGGAACGGCUAAAACUGUGGCCUGCGAUUGGCAGAAUUCGUUCUGCCUGCCCCGUGAAAUCUUUAUCGCUGUGGACAAAGGAUUCGAAGAAGCACUGCGGGUUGGAGCAUUCAAUCAUUUUGAGGGGUGGGAGUGCCGGGAAGCUGAGGAUUGGAACGUGGGAUUGUGCAUGGGAAGUAACUGUGCAGAAAUGAUUCGUGGGUAUGCUGGAGAGAAGGACCUGGCGCUCGUCUGCGCUGGCCACAUUGGAUGCUCAAUGAAAAGUCAUGACGGGUGUGCUGACAGCGGCACUUGUCCAACGUCAAAGAGGGGUUAUGCCCUGAGUGAAAUGGAAUACAUUGCUCCACAGGGGCAGCGGCCUCAAGAAUGGUCGCGGAUCAUCAUCACAGAUUACAAGUUGUUCUUGGACAGCUGGUCUUCUGCCACAGGUUCGGGAAUUGUUGGUGGCAGCACUGCCAUGGUGUUGCCACCGCCUUGGUCCCCUGCUGGGCUGAGAGGACGGGUGGCAGCUGCACCACAGCUGUCCUGGAUCAGGCCUAAUGCUGCCGACCUCGUGCUGGCUGAUGGACUUGAGGUCACCGCGCUCACCGCAAACCUUUCGCCACGGAGGUCUGCCCUCAUGCUGGGGCCUCCUCGAGGCUUCGCUGAUGUGAGGAGAUUGUCCCUGGCAGGGCUGCGUCCUGACACACCCCAUAGGCUACUGGGGGCGCCAACGGAUGCCUGCAUCCAUGUGGACAGCCCUCUGAACAUGCCAUGGUUCUCCAGCAGCCUUCUGCAGAAGGUGCAGCUGGACCAGAACCCUCUCCCGAUCUCACAGGACGAUGUGAACAAAGACGACGUGAGCAGUGGGGGAGAGCAGGAUGGGGACAGCUCUGAGGACAACGACACCAUCAGUGCAUCCGGCUGGGAGCCAGGCCUUUGGGGCACUGACUGCAAAGCUCUGAGGGUCGCUGGCUACCGCCUGAACAGCUGCGACCUGGCUGCUUGGGGAAGCAGCAAGCGGGGUCUGCCCAGGACUGGGCACUCGGACACCAGAGCGAUGAUGCAGUACAGUGUGGGAGGCAUGCCAAGGAAGUAUGACGGCCGCGGGAUCUGCACUCUGCAGAUUUCGAUGGAGCGCCCAGCAAGGGGCGCCGGCGGCAGACUUCAACAUGGAAUGUGCAUCCACAACACUGGAAACGGGCAGACCUGCGUGUGGUGUACGCCUGCCUGGAAGCAAAAGGUGCAGCUGAGGAGCCUUGUGGAUACCGGCGCCCAGAACUUCUGGAGUCUGUUGUGCAGAAGGACCCAGAAUGCCUGCAAGCUCUUCAUGCAUUGGUGGGCAGUGCGGGUCGAAAAGAGGUUCCGCGACUUCCAGUUUGGCGUUUUUAAUUGA